AGUAAAGCAAGGAUAUAAAACUGCCUUAUCAGUAACAGGUACACACAGUGUCAACAUUGUCUCACAUGUGUGUGUAAAUUAAGUAAACUGUUUCUAUAUUUAUCAGCAAAUUCUCCCUGAACAAUUACUGAUAACAAGAUAAUUUAACAGCUUAAUUUGACAAAACUUUCUGACAGAUGGAAAAGAAUUGAUUUUAUCUGUUGCUAAGUGACCAGUAUGAUUAUUGCUGGUAGUGGAGAUAAAGAGGUUUGAAUCAACAUAUCAGUAUUUCAGCCUUUGAUUGCUUCUAAGCAAGUGGAUCUUAGUGUUGUUUCUUGAAGAAGAUGGCAACACCAGAGGGUAACAAGCUAUGGGGUGGUAGGUUUACUGGGGCAACAGACCCGGUAAUGGAGAAAUAUAAUCAAUCAAUAUCGUAUGAUAAACGCAUGUGGCGUGAAGACCUUGACGGAAGUAAAGCCUAUGCUAGAUGUAUACACAAGGCAGGUCUUCUUACAGAACAAGAAAUGUUGGCCAUUGUCAGUGGUUUAGAUAAGAUAGGUGAAGAAUGGUCAGGUGGUGUUUUUGAGGUCAAACAAGGUGAUGAAGAUAUUCAUACAGCUAAUGAACGUAGACUCAAGGAACUGAUAGGAGAUACAGCGGGAAAGUUACAUACAGGUCGCAGUAGGAAUGAUCAAGUUGCUGUGGAUAUGAGAUUAUGGUUUAGAAAAGCUGUGAGAUCAUUGAAAUCUCGUCUUGUUGAUCUCAUGAAAGUUAUGGUUCAAAGAGCUGAAAGUGAGAUAGAUGUGUUAAUGCCAGGAUACACCCAUCUACAGAGAGCUCAGCCAAUCAGAUGGAGCCAUUGGAUGAUGAGUUAUGUUUGGAUGUUGAGGAGAGACUAUGAGAGACUGACCCAGUUAUCAGACAGAUGUAAUGUAUGUCCACUAGGAAGUGGUGCCAUUGCAGGAAAUCCAUUUGAUAUAGACAGAGUUACCCUGGCAACUGAUCUUGGUUUUUCUGGUGUAACUGAUAACAGUUUGGAUGCAGUCAGUGACAGAGAUUUUAUAGUUGAGUUUUUGUCCUGGGCAAGUUUAAUGAGUAUUCAUAUAAGUAGAUGGGCAGAAGAUUUGAUACUGUACUCCAGUAAAGAGUUUGGCUUUGUUAGUCUGUCUGAUGCUUACAGUACAGGAAGCAGUCUAAUGCCACAGAAGAAAAACUCAGACAGUCUAGAAUUAAUCAGGGGCAAAUCUGGAACAAUAUUUGGAAGAUGUUGUGGGUUUAUGAUGACAUUGAAGGGAUUACCUAGCACAUACAACAAAGAUUUACAGGAGGAUAAAGUCGCCAUGUUUGAUGUGUACGACACACUUGAAGAUUCUCUACAGAUAGCUACAGGUGUUAUUUCUACACUAAAGAUACAUGAGGAGAAAAUGCAGGCAGCACAGAGUCCAGAUAUGUUAGCCACAGAUCUGGCAUAUUACCUAGUAAGAAAAGGGAUACCAUUUCGUACAGCACAUGGUCUCUCAGGUAGUUGUGUGGCCUUGGCAGAAACUAAAGGUUGUUCCAUAGAUAAACUGACUUUAGAGGACUUAAAAUCUGUCAGUGGUGAGUUUACGGAGGAUGUAUUACAGAUCUGGAGUUAUGAGACAUCAGUGAGUCAGUACAAAGCUUACGGGGGUACAGCUAGGACCAGUGUUCAAGACCAGAUUCAUAAAAUGUUAAACUGGUUUGGUCAACUAACAGUCUGAUUUUAGUGUAUCUUAUUAUCUUAGGAUAAAGUUAACCAUUUUGUUCUAUGACAUUUAUAAAGUACAUAAUGUUUACCUUCAAAAGGUUUAAACCUAGUUAAAUGUAUGUAUGGUUAUGAUCAUUCAAUUAAAGGCACAUAAUGCCUUGUAUAUUAAAUCAAUAUUGUUUUCACAUUAUGAUAUUGCUUUACAUGAUUUCUUUGUUCUUAUAUGUCAAGGGACUGCAUUAAAUUUCAAUUAAUUUAAUUUUCAAGAAUUAUAUACAUGUACAUGCAUAUCUCAAAUAAAUAUGAUCUUUAUUCCAGUUGUUUAUAUUAUGUUACAUAUUAAGUUGUUAAAAUUUACAUAGCUAG
Molecule: messenger RNA, 2074 nt
Organism: Ruditapes philippinarum (Manila clam)
Lineage: Eukaryota; Metazoa; Mollusca; Bivalvia; Venerida; Veneridae
Product: argininosuccinate lyase-like
Exons: 15
Coding region: 324-1721 (465 amino acids)
Cellular component (GO): cytosol
Molecular function (GO): argininosuccinate lyase activity
Source: RefSeq, a predicted model, not a curated record